AUGGCUUCCCAGCGACGUCAUAUCGGAGCAAGCCGCAGACAGCGCAGAGAUGAAGAUGGGGAAGACGAGGGCUCUCUUGCGGGCGACCUUGAAGAUGACUCCUUGAGUGAGGGCUCAGUUCACAGUCACCAGGAAGAUGAGGAUGCGGAUGUGGAGGGCAGUGAAACAGAAGACGAGGCAUCGACGGGAAUGGGAACAGGCAAGGUGAACGGCAGAAAGGUCAACGGACGAGAGCCAAGACAUAGCUCUACAUCACCCACCAAGCCGGGGCUUAAAACCACUGUUUCCGAUACCGAGGCGAUGCUCAACGGGCUGAGAAUUUCCGAUGACUUAGAGGAAGUCCAGUCUCAUCAGAUGAACGACGAUCGAGAGCUCCAGACCGGCCGAACACCGUCGGCCCCUCCUACCGAACCGAAGCGGGAAACACUGGCUGCUCGAAAGCGCCGGGAUCACGACAAGUACGUAAAGGAAAGGGACCAGAACCCAGCCUUUGUUCCAACACGAGGCAGCUUUUUCUUGCACGACAAGCGAUCGACAGAGUUGGGCUCCAACAGCCAUCGUUCUUCCAACAAGGGCAAGUCCCGGCCGUACGGUCUUAUUGUGGAUGGCAAUACUCAAAGGGACCCUUCCAAGGCCGAUGCGAGCGGCGGGCAGUGGGCUCACGAUCUCCACGACACCGUAGCUGGAGAUGAGCUGCCGCCGCCCAAACACCCAGUCCCCUCUGCUACGCGUCAACCUGCGCCGACAGUUCCUACUGCCCCCAGAUCAUCUCCUCCGAAUCGAACCUUUUCAAGCACUACGUUGCUGGGAAAUGUACCGGUCGUGGUCUUUCUGCCGGGGAUGGCCCAGCCGCAGUCUACGUCCAUGGCUAAGAAACAGCACACCCGCUUGCCUCAACAUCGCCCUCCCUUGCGCCGUGACAAGCCGGUGCGAAUUUCUCUCCCCGCUCAAGCUCCUCGCUACAUAUUUCCAUCAACCGAACGUUCAUUCAUCUUCAUUCCUCGCGCGAUGCGCCCGAACCAGCACACAUACCGUGGUCGGGGCCGAGGUGGCGGAUUCUACCCACGUCGCCCAAGUUUCUACUCCAAUUAUGCCCCAAGCAUUCCUCCGAGCCGCCGGACUUCGCUAGGCAUGUCAUCCCAAGAUGGCUAUCCCUCUCCCGCCGGUUCAAGCUACUCGCGCCCGAUCAUGAUGCCGCCUGAUGCUAGCAAACCUAUUGUUCGUCUACCACCUCCACCGCGCCCAAUUGUUCCAAUCGCCUUUCCCCCGGCACCUUCUGGGAUGCCUAUAGGCGCCCCAGGGCCCAUGCCUCCCAUGCCACUUCCACAUCCUGCGUAUCGUGAGAGUCAGCGCGCUCCGAUUCCAAUGCAUCAACCUCGUCCAAAGAAGACAGUGUCGGUGGCAGAUAUUGAAAGUCCUGAGAACUUCCCAUUCAAUCCUCCCCAGCCUCAGCAUGAACAGCCAUUCCAUCAUCAAGUCCCCGUCCCCGUCAAUGGUCAGGAUGUGGUCACCCGUGGCCCGCCUAGCCAAUCGUCUGCUACUCCGCUCUCCCAGAUCCCCGAGAGAGCAAUCCACGCACCGGCAUUUCAGCCUUACCCCUCAUACCCACAGCCCGGGUUCUAUCCAAGUUACUACCCUGGUGGAAUGUACUAUCCCGGCUCAGGCCCGGAAUACCCUACCUAUAGUGGGCCGAUGGGACCUGGUGCAUCGGUACCAAACUUCCCGCCCGGUCAACAGCCUAUUCCCAAUCAAGCCUCAGGAUCAUCUCGAGAGCAGCCAUCUCAACCAGGAACGGUCGCUCAUGAGUCUGGUGGCACUGUUUAUUUCUACGAUGCCAACCAGAUGUACCCCACCUCUAACUACGGGGCACCCGGGUCUGGCCUCGGAUCCGGGGGCGUGGUGGGGAUGGGAGGCAUGAUGACGCCGCCCGGUACGGGCUACUACUUCCCCCAACCGCCGCCGGGCGCUGGGGGGCUAUAUUACGGCCAGUGA
Molecule: messenger RNA, 1992 nt
Organism: Penicillium pulvis
Lineage: Eukaryota; Fungi; Ascomycota; Eurotiomycetes; Eurotiales; Aspergillaceae
Exons: 2
Coding region: 1-1992 (663 amino acids)
Biological process (GO): mRNA processing
Cellular component (GO): exon-exon junction complex
Molecular function (GO): mRNA binding
Source: RefSeq, a predicted model, not a curated record